Messenger RNA from Polypterus senegalus (gray bichir), 2380 nucleotides. RefSeq names its product alpha-synuclein-like. The record is from RefSeq and is a predicted model, not a curated record. Gene Ontology annotation, biological process: synapse organization; synaptic vesicle endocytosis; regulation of dopamine secretion. The transcript is spliced from 6 exons. Gene Ontology annotation, cellular component: cytoplasm; axon terminus; neuronal cell body. Bases 364 to 783 code for a protein of 139 amino acids. NCBI's taxonomy places the organism in Eukaryota, Metazoa, Chordata, Cladistia, Polypteriformes, Polypteridae. Gene Ontology annotation, molecular function: cuprous ion binding.
UGGGUUCAGAAAUAUGUUAGGCAAUAUAUAAUGAUAGCUAUAGCCUAGGAAGAGUCUACUUCGCUGAUGCAGGCUCGCCACACGUUGUAGCAAAUCAGGAGGCACAUUUAAGGCAGACGAUAUGAGAUGCACGCAGUAACCCAACCCAAGUGGAUCGAGACGCCCGCUCUCGGCUUCAGCACCAUGAACAGCAGGCUUGAGCAACUCCUAAUCUAAACUGUAUGUGGCUGUAACACUCCUUUACUGACAGGAUCGUUGAAGGAAGGGACAAGAGCACGCAGUUAUGUACUAAAGAGCUAAGAAGAAAGGGCAUCAUUACGUGUAAAUUAACGAGAGAGAGGGAAUUUUCGGAAACCUUUAAGGAUGGACGUGCUAAUGAAAGGACUGUCCAAAGCCAAAGAAGGGGUCGUGGCAGCUGCAGAAAAGACUAAGCAGGGAGUGGCCGAAGCAGCGGGCAAGACAAAAGAAGGCGUUUUGUAUGUGGGCUCCAAGACCAAAGAUGGAGUAACAUCAGUUGCAGAAAAGACGAAAGAACAAGUCUCCAAUGUAGGAGGCGCCGUAGUCACAGGAGUGACAGCCGUGGCACACAAAACAGUGGAAGGAGCAGGAAACAUUGCAGCUGCUACAGGUUUGGUGAAAAGGGAUCACCUGGGAAAACAGAAUGAAGAUAUGCUUUCCCAAGAAGGACUAAUGGACAAUACAGCAGAUUAUCCUUUGGAUCCUGAUGAUACAUAUGACAUGCCACCAGAGGAUGACUGUCAAGAAUAUCAGCCUAAUGCAUGAAGACUACAAAACAGAAAAGCAAAUAGGAAGACAUUUAAUAUCUUCUAACAAAUUUCUAGGUGUGCAGCAGUGAAUUAUUAUACUGUCCGUACAGUGUGUUUUGAAGUCUUCCAUCAGUGGUAAAUGGAGUCUUUACACUUCUGACCAGCUGCUAUUUCAGUGAUUCCCUCCCACUGAAAUGUAAGUCUGAUCAGGGAGAGAUUUUUCUGUGCUGUGGACAUUGUGGCUUUAAGAGUAAAAAAAAGUAAUUAUAAUAAUUUAAGUGUAAAAUGGUUUGUAAAUCCUAAAAAGAAUAUGUAAUAAAAUAUUUUGUGAUCUGUAUUUGUUUAAAUGGUUACACAAUGCUGAUUUUGUAUGUUUUUUAUGUAUGAGACCCAAACAUGUAUAUGUGUUAAUACUUCUGUGACUACUGACACACUGAAACUGACUUUGUCAUGUCUUUAUCACGUCUGCAAUGCUGGCAUAUUGUUUGUGACUUUAGGGGAGCCAAUAUGACAUUUUUUGAUUUGCAUUGAUUUAUUGAUUUCACACUAGGAAAUAAAUACUAGGAAAUUUGGGUUAAAUAAUACAUAACUGAUGUUGGACAGAAAUGUGAAAGUAAUUUUAAAUAUGCAGGCCCGAAGCCUAUUCCAGCUUCUUCUAUUCUACCUACUUCUGUAUAGUUUCCCACCACAGCAGUUGGCAAUGAAAGUGUGUUCACUCUCAGCAUUUCUCUUUCAAACAUUAAUCUUUGAAGAGUAUUAUAGUGAUGAGUUUAAAAGGUCUGGUGUGAAAAUUACCAUUCCUUUCAUGAAAGUACAGCUUUUAAUGCAACUUAAGUUUGAAAAGUUAACACAAAGUGUUGUUUUGUCUUCUUUUUUCAAAGUCAUAGGAAUUAACUAAGAACCAAUGCAGAAUUCUGCUGUCACACACUAUGCCAGUUUUUACCCUUUGCCACAUCCAACUUAGGCAAGCACUAACUGUCAUAUAACUUGCAGCUCAUUUCCUCUCAUUGAAACCCUUUAAUAAUUAAAUAAAUAUGUGGCUAAGUAUUGUAACAAGCUUUUUUGUUCACUCACUGCUUAUUAAAGGGUUACAGUUGUAGUUUGAGUCCAAGCCACUCCUAUGUUUCUGCUUUCCUCUUGAUGCCCCUUAUGCUUUUGUCCUCUUUCAUAAUGAAUUCACUAAACAUUUGAUUAUUGUGUAAUGUUUAUGCUGUUAAACUUUCUCACAGUUAAAAUUUUGAUGUUGCCACUCACUUGCUAUUUGUCCAUGCCAUACCUCACAUAGCUACAUUUGCCAUCUCCCGAGGUUGUGUUGUCUUUAUCUGUUUUAUCAUUUAAGCAAGCUCUUUAUACUUAUGCAGCACUCCUUCAUUAAGUCAGUUUCUUAAGCUUUGCUUUGUGGUUUUCCUAUAUUUAUGACCAGUUUUAUAUUUUGUGUUUGAAAUUGCUUGAUAUGUGUUUAGAUCUUUUAUCUGUACUUUCUACUACAUCUUUAACUUCUCCCUGUUUCUUGUUUUUAAUCAACUGAUUUUGAGGUUUUUCUAUUGACUAUGUCUCUGUUACUCUCUGGUUGUCUGUCCCAUUAAAUAAAGUCCAUGUUUUAACAAUGCUGA